Belonocnema kinseyi is the source of this 1506-nucleotide messenger RNA. RefSeq lists its product as uncharacterized. Lineage: Eukaryota; Metazoa; Arthropoda; Insecta; Hymenoptera; Cynipidae. Gene Ontology annotation, molecular function: nucleic acid binding. The transcript is spliced from 2 exons. Bases 1 to 1506 code for a protein of 501 amino acids. The record is from RefSeq and is a predicted model, not a curated record. Gene Ontology annotation, biological process: DNA integration.
AUGGUGGAAGUGCGCGACUUUAUAAUCUACACCGAUCACAAGCCACUUAUUUUUGCAUUUAAGCAAAAAUCGGAAAAAUCAUCACCGCGCCAAGCUCGACAUCUCGACUACAUCGGUCAAUUCUCAACAGACAUCCGACAUGUUUCCGAAAAAAACAACGUAGUGGCCGAUGCUCUCUCCCGAGUCGAGAUGGUGGAAGAAAUCCUUGACUACCACAAGCUCGCCGACACGCAAAAAGGCGACAAGGAGUUGCAAGCGUUACUGCAGUCAAGCUCUGCGCUGCAAUUGAAACUCGUGCAGAUUCCGAACACAGAUGCACACAUUUAUUGUGACGUUUGCACAGAAAAAGCUCGGCCAUUUAUAACGUCAGACUUACGGAAAGCAGCAUUUGACAGCAUUCAACGGCUCUCACACCCAGGAAUAAAAGCGACGGCAAGAAGUGUGAAGAAAAGUUUCGUGUGGCCAUCGAUUGACGCUGACUGUCAAGCGUGGGCAAGAGCUUGCAUUCAGUGUCAAAAGUCAAAAAUAACGCGGCAUGUAUCAUCCCCAGUGGGCAUCUUUGCAGCACCUUCAAGGCGUUUUGAACACGUGCAUAUAGACAUCAUCAUACUACCCCACUCCGACGGUCACCGUUACUGCCCAACAUGUAUCGACCGUUUCACACGCUGGCCCGAAGCCUUUCAAAUGGAAAACCAAGAAGCGGAAACAGUGGCUCUUACGUUCUACGAAGGAUGGAUUUGCCGCUACGGUACACCCCUCCGGUUGACCACAGAUCAAGGAAGGUACGACUCAUCUGCACACGACUUCGUAAAACCCACAAGCCAACGGUAUGGUAGAGCGCCUUCACCGACAACUAAAAGCUGCAAUCCGCUGUCACGAAAAUUCACAGUGGACACGUGUUUACCUACGGUGUUACUCGGUAUCCGCUCAGCCUGGAAAGAAGACUUGAAGGCCACUGCUGCAGAGCUCGUAUACGGCGAACCCCUCCGACUCCCAGGUCAGUUCCUUACACCUAGUACAACAAACGAAAGAGGCAGCGCAGCAUUCCUACAAGAACUACGUGGAUACAUGCAGCAAUUAAGGCCAUCCGAGCCCAAACGUCACGGCACAGACAAAACCUUCGUCUUUAAAGACUUGGCAACGGCACAGCAUGUCUUUGUUCGACACGAUGCUGUAAAGAAGGCACUUGAAAUGCCAUACGAUGGUCCAUAUCCCGUCGUAAGCCGUAACGAAAAGUUUUUCGUCGUACACAUAGGCGGCAAGCAAAAAGCGGUAUCAAUCGACCGUUUAAAACCGGCAUUUGUCAUUAACGAACACCUGACACAUGGAGGAACAAACAUCACCCUUGAGCAGCCGUCCAAUCUAGUGAUACCACCGCAACCAGCAGUGCAACGAAUAGAAACACCACCACCUCCGCAAGCACCGAAUAAUCAACCUCAGCAACUUCGUCGGUCCCAAAGGCAGGUGAAAUUCGUCGACCGAUAUCAAGCAGGUUUCUCAUCGUGA